Sipha flava (yellow sugarcane aphid) is the source of this 1398-nucleotide messenger RNA. It is a transcript of the gene Nmdmc, whose product is annotated as bifunctional methylenetetrahydrofolate dehydrogenase/cyclohydrolase, mitochondrial. The record is from RefSeq and is a predicted model, not a curated record. Gene Ontology annotation, biological process: tetrahydrofolate interconversion. The coding region runs from base 353 to 1378 and encodes 341 amino acids. NCBI's taxonomy places the organism in Eukaryota, Metazoa, Arthropoda, Insecta, Hemiptera, Aphididae. Gene Ontology annotation, cellular component: mitochondrion. The transcript has 7 exons. Gene Ontology annotation, molecular function: methenyltetrahydrofolate cyclohydrolase activity; methylenetetrahydrofolate dehydrogenase (NAD+) activity; methylenetetrahydrofolate dehydrogenase (NADP+) activity.
AUAUGAUAAGAGUUAUCUGAAUUUCCGGCUGAUACCACGGACCGAGAUAUUAUAACCACUGAUAUAUCAAUUUAUGAUUAUAACUGUUGAAUGGUACCGUAAACAUUCUCGUUGGCAAAUGUAUAAUACGAGUGACAGUGACAAGAAAAUAAUUAAUUCCAUUCCAUAAUCCGUUACGGGAUUGAUACGUAGUCAUCGCCGUGCUGCAUACGCUAAAAGAAAGUUCGCUUGCCGGAGAAGUUGGAUCAAUCGAUCACAGUCACGUACAAUUUCAAACUGUUAGCUCCAUUUGAAAUAAUCAUUUAUUUUCGACACGUACUAACCUCCACUAGUUCAUUGUCUGGUGACCGAAAUGCGUACCAAUUGCUGGACCGGCGUCGUCAAAGUCUUUGCAAAAAAUUUCUAUACCUCCGGGAACAGAUUGAAAGCCAAAGUAAUAGACGGAAAAAGUAUAGCUAGUACUAUAUUAAAUGAACUACGCGUUGAGACUCAAGAAUGGGUUUCCCAAGGGCAUCGUGCACCCCGAUUAGUAGCAGUAUUAGUUGGACAAGAUCCGGCUAGUAAAAUUUAUGUUUCAAACAAAAUGAAAGCUGCUAAAGUUGUUGGUAUUGAAACAGAAACAAUAAAAUUUGACGAAUCAACAAAUGAAAAUGAACUCCUUGCAUGUAUUAAGCGUUUAAAUUUUGACCAAAAUGUUGAUGGAAUUCUAGUCCAGUUACCACUUCCUGAACACAUUACCGAACGAACAAUGUGUAAUGCCGUUGCACCACACAAGGAUGUUGAUGGUUUCAACAUUGUUAAUAUUGGAAGAUUUUGCUUAGACAUGCAAUGUUUAGGCCCAUGCACACCAUUGGGUGUUCAUGAGUUAAUUAGACGAACUGGAAUACCUACAUUAGGUAAAAAUGCAGUAGUUUGUGGAAGAUCUAAAAAUGUUGGUAUGCCUAUUGCUAUGCUGCUUCAUGCAGAUAAUGCAGGGGAGACAUCUGCUAUGGAUGCAACUACUACAAUAUGUCACCGAUAUACACCACCAGAACAGCUAAAAGUAUUCACAAAAAAUGCUGAUAUAAUUGUAUCUGCAGCCGGAGUUCCAAAUUUGAUUCAAGCUGAUAUGAUUAAACCAGGAGCUGCUAUCAUUGAUGUAGGAAUAACUAGAGUUAUCGAUCCACGAACAUCCAAAUCAUGUCUUGUUGGAGAUGUUGAUUUUGAGAAAGUUAGUGAAAUUGCUGAGUACAUAACACCAGUACCUGGAGGAGUUGGACCAAUGACAGUAGCAAUGUUAAUGCGAAACACUAUUGUUGCAGCUAAAAAAUCUGUUAUCUAUAAUAUACUUGAUCCUGGUGCUGUAAUUCACAAAAAAGCAUCACAAAUAAAUCCCUGAAGCUGAACAUCAGGCUGAAA